CGGGCGCGGCCUAGGGCGGGGACGCCAGGCGCCAAUGCCCUUGGGGACUCGGCCACACUGGCCCCGGCUGCCCAGGCGCCUGGGUGGCCCUGGGUGGCGGCGGAGCGGGACGUGCGCCCCGGCCAUGGCCUCGCCGCGCCGUUUCGCGCUGGAGCUCGCGGACUAUAGCCUGGCUCACUUCGCGCUGGGGGAAGCGGAGGCGGCGGGCGCGCGCCCCGACCCGCGCCUGUGCGCCCUGCUGGGGCCCCCGGGGCGCAGCUUCGCGCUGUGCGUGGCGGCGGCCGCGGGGGGCGGCUGCGGGGCGCGCGUGCAGGCGGCGCGUGUGCACCAGCAGCUGCAGCUCCAGCUGCGCCAGGGGCGGCCUUUCCAGCAGUGCCAGCUGCUCAGGUUGCUCGGCUACAGCCCUGGAGACCCGGCCGCCCGCCCUCAGCACGGCUUCCUGCUGCGCGACCCCGGCGCCAACCCGGACACGCGGAGCUCACUGCUCGACGUCCUUGGCGCCUGCCCAGAGCCCGCGCGCCCGCAGCUGGGCGAGUUCGAGACGGACGAGAGCGGCGCGCUACGGCUGUGGCUCUGGGCGCUGCGCGGGGGCGAGCGGCAGCAGGUGCGCUGCGCACGCGUGGUGCCGAUCCUGGAGCCCCCGCUGCACCCCGUGGUGCCCGACUUGCCCGGUUCUGUUGUCUUCCCAGACCGGGACGCCGCCCGGGCUGUUUUAGAGGAGUGUACCCCCUUUAUUCAGGAAGCCCAAGCAGUCCUCAACCUGGUUGACCAGUGUCCGAAGCAGGUGCAGAAAGGAAAGUUCCCGGUCAUUGUCAUCGAAGGCCUGGAUGCCACUGGGAAGACCACAGUGACGCGGUCCAUUUCCAAGGAGCUUGGGGCGGUGCUCCUGCAGUCACCCCCUUCUUGCAUGGGCCAGUGGAGGAAAAUCUUCGAUGAGGAACCAAGUAUCAUUAGAAGAGCUUUUUACUCUUUGGGCAAUUACAUUGUGGCUUCAGAAAUAGCUGAGGAAUCUACCAGAUCUCCUGUGAUUGUAGACAGGUACUGGCACAGCACGGCCACCUAUGCCAUCGCCACCGAGCUGAGUGGGGGGCUGCAGCACCUGCCCCCCGCCCACAACUCUGUGUACCAGUGGCCCCAGGACCUGCUCAGGCCCGACCUGGUGGUGCUUCUCACUGUGAGUCCCGAGGAGAGGAUGCAGAGGCUGCAAGGCCGGGGCCUGGAGAUGACCAGGGAGGAGUCUGAGCUGGAGGCCAACAGCAUUUUCCGUCAGAAGGUGGAAACAUCGUACCUCAGGAUGGAGAACCCAGCCUGCCAUGUGGUGGAUGCCAGCCCCUCGAGAGAAGAGGUCUUGCAGACAGUGACACACUUGAUCCGCACCACUUGUUAUUAACAUCACCUGCUCGGCCAGAUACUGCCUCAUCCCAGAACCCAUGUCCUUGCCCUGUGCUGCGCAGCAUCCCAAGAUUUCUCUUACACAAGCGUAUCGGGUGGCAGGAAGUUGAAGCCAACAUGGUGUUCACUUUACCUCUUCAGCCGCUGUCCCCUCUGCUGGCUGAUGGGCUUGGCAAACUUGUGCCUUGUCCUGUCCUGGCUGGUGGGUGGUGAUUGCUUUCUGCCUGGGAAAUAAAACAUCUUCUUGGAGCAUGGUUUGACCCCAUCACUACCAACUUCUGGGAGGUUCGUCUUAGGCAUAAAAUGUCAGGUGUGCAGUAGAUACCAGGAGGAUCCUUGCCAUCAGUGGAAAGCCCGAAGCCUCCCCUCCACCUGAUUGCAGAGCGAAUCACAGACGGCCAGCAUUGCCUUCUUCCCAGCCUGGCACAUGGCAUUGUGAGAGCCUCCCUGUGUCUCCUGAGCUCUGGAUCCUGGAGCCCAGGAUUUCCCCAGAGCCUGGCCAUCCAUGACAUCCCAGGUGCCAUUGGCAGGUGAGGGUUACUUGCGAAGAAAGCAUGAUUUUAUAUUAGAGGCUCACAGCCCCUUCACAUUGUCCCCCAGUCUAGCGCGUUAGACUCAAAGGCAUUCAACCCAAGCUGCUCUGACUGCAAAUGUACCAACCUUCUGUCAUUAUAUUUUGCUUAUUUAUAUUCCCUUCCUUUUCUCUGAAAUAUGGCUUUGAAUGUAAUGAGCAGUUUGAGCUGAACUGGAUUCAUUUCACUUAGCCAAUCCAGCAAUUUAUUUAUAUUGAUGUUUACAUCAUACAUUUCCUCGGUGUAGGAGCUAUGAGUCACUAAUUAAAAUCGGAGCCAAGGAGCUAAAUGCAAUGUUUGUUGUGUAUUUUCAUUACACAAAUUUAAUUUAUCUCACUCAAUAAGCACAGUGGUUCCUGGAAUGGGAUUUCUUAGUAAAUUAUCUUGCACAUGAAUGUCUUAAUGAUUGCAUAUACAGCAAGCUUUGAGGUCUGGUUGGCUAGAAAAAAAAGUAGCGGAGAAGAGAGGGAAACUUAUUAGUUGUGUGGCCUUGACUGCCUCAUUUAACAUCAGUAGUUCAAGUUGCUUGACCUAAAAAGGGAUAAUAAUUCUUUGUCUUAAGGAGAAUGUUGAUCUAGACGAUUACCUAAAAUUUCUUCCCGUCCUAAGGUAGAUGAAUCUGUAAAUUACGGUAUUUUGGGUUUUUUUGUUCUUUUUUUGGUUUUUUUUUUUUUUGGUACCUGGGAUCGAACUCGGGUCCUUGAGCUUGCGAGGCACGCAGUGGUACCACUGAGCUAAAUCUCUGGCCCAAUUACGGUAUUUUGAUCCUGUCUACCAUUUCUUAAGAAGACUUUACCUCAAAAUAAUUAAAUUUAAGGCCUUAUCAGGUUUACUCCAUGGAUCUUAAAUUAUAAUAAAGUUUAGUAUUGGCACCCAAUUUUCAAAGAAGCUAGAGGUAAUUUGUACAGAAUGCAUCUGUGUCUAUAAAUAUGUAACUGGUUUUAGUUGAAAAUAUUUUUUAAGCUGAUAAGUAGCACUAAGGUUCUUGGCAGUGUGGUAGCGGAUUAUAUUAUUGGUUUCAUUUACACAUUUUGAAAAGCUGAAGCCAGCAACCCGGAACAAACAUCUAAAGCUUUCUCUGUCUUCUUUGCAAACGAAUAAAUCAGUGAUGGCUUUC
Heterocephalus glaber (naked mole-rat) is the source of this 3081-nucleotide messenger RNA. RefSeq names its product cytidine/uridine monophosphate kinase 2 (gene Cmpk2). Gene Ontology annotation, molecular function: dTMP kinase activity; nucleoside diphosphate kinase activity. Gene Ontology annotation, cellular component: mitochondrion; cytoplasm. Gene Ontology annotation, biological process: dTDP biosynthetic process; dUDP biosynthetic process; dTTP biosynthetic process. The record is from RefSeq and is a predicted model, not a curated record. Lineage: Eukaryota; Metazoa; Chordata; Mammalia; Rodentia; Bathyergidae.